UCAAAGGAGUAAUACGUUCUACAAAUGGUACAUGCUUCAGAUCACAAACAUGGGUAACAGAGAAGAAGGACGUAAUUACGAAGCCCUCCAACUGCCCUUGGUGCUGCAUGCAUUCACCAAUAUCAACGUUCAGUCCAUGUCAACCUUUGACCCACAUUCUGCAAGGACGAGCCACACAACGGCCGGCAUUAACCAGACUCAUGAGUACAGGUGGACGCAAAAGGCGGCUACCAAGCGCCUUUCCAGUAAUCGAUGGGACUUUGCAGCCAUUCUACAAACACGUUUAUGAAGCAAACCUAAGAAACAGUAUGGUUUGUGAGCAGCGGUUCAGAGAGAAUCAGGAGAAGGUACAGAAAGGGGGUGGGGAGAAUGCCAUAGCCAGACACACUCAAAGAAACAGGAAGGUUUUGGUCCGAGACAGACUUCGUAUGUUGCUGGAUGACGAGGAUUAUCUCGAACUUUCUCCUUUUGCUGGUCUUGGUUUACAUUACGGAGAUAUCCCAUCAGCAGGCUGUUUAACGGGCAUCGGUAAAAUUAACGGACUGUGGUGCGUUUUCAUUGCUAACGAUGCCACUGUGAAAGGAGGAACAGCUUAUCCAAUCACAGUUAAGAAGCAGCUCAGAGCUCAGGAUGUGGCCAUGCAGAAUCGCCUGCCCUGUGUUUACCUAGUGGACAGCGGUGGCGCAUUUCUUCCUCUUCAGUCUGAAAUUUUCCCUGAUAAAAACCAAGGAGGACGCUCUUUCUACAAUGAAGCCAUAAUGUCUGCCAUGAAGAUCCCUCAGGUGGCAGUGGUUUGUGGCUCCUGCACUGCUGGUGGAGCUUACAUCCCUACCAUGGCAGAGGAGGCGAUAAUCGUGCACAGAAUUGGGACAGUAUUUUUGGGCGGACCACCAUUGGUGAAAGCUGCCACAGGGGAGGAGGUGUCACCGGAGGACCUGGGUGGAGCUAAGUUACAUGCAGAGGUGAGUGGUUGUGUGGACCACUUUGCUGCGACAGAAAAAGAGGCGUAUGAACACACCAGGAACAUCAUUUCCACUCUGAACUUUGAGCUUCCUGAUGAGGGAGCAGAGGAUGUGGAGGAGCCUCUGUACAGCAUAGAGGAUCUUAAAGGUCUGGCCCCUCGCGACUAUAACCACAGCAUGGACAUUAGAAUGAUUGUGAGCAGGCUAACUGACGGAAGCCGCCUUCAGGAGUUCAAAGGUCGCUACGGAACCACGCUCCUAACUGGUUUUGCCAAAAUUGAGGGUCAUCUGGUCGGCAUUGUGGCAAACAAUGGAGAACUGACCUACGAGGCAUCUUUGAAAGGAAGUCAUUUCGUUCAGUUGUGUGACCAGCGAGAUAUUCCACUCAUAUUCCUCCAGAACACAGCCCCUUGCCCCCCCCUUACACCCUCACAAGCCAAGGCAGAAUCCAACACUAACAGGCUAAAAGCUCAGGGUUCCAUGAUGUCUGCCGUAGCGUGCGCCUCAACCCCCAAGAUAACGGUGGUCGUUGGGGGUUGCUACGGAGCUGACAGUUAUGCUAUGUGUGGAAGGGCUUUUGACCCCAACUUUCUUUUCCUUUGGCCAAAUGCCAGAGUGUCUAUGCUGGCACCGGGACACUCCGCGGCCUUAGUCCAAGAUGAGAAAGAGGCCACCGAGUUGAAUGAGAGGUUGGAAGAAGAGAGCUCUUCAUUCUUCUCGUCUGGCAGGCUUUGGGACGAUGGAGUGAUUCUUCCUCAACAUACCAGAACGGUUUUGGGCAACUGUUUGAAAAUAGUCAAGCAGCAAGAAUACCAGCUCUCAAGAGAAAAACUGAGGACUCCCGUACUCCGAAUUUGAUUGGGCUUAGGGAAGAACAUCAUUCAACAAACUGCCACUUUGGUGCCUCUCUGAAUGACUACUUGCUAAUCUUGUAGUUUAAAAAUAUUUUAAACCACGUUUGAUAUUUGUACUGUAACAGUAUGAUUGUUAAUCUAAUUUUGUAACCAAAACAUAGA
Messenger RNA from Chanos chanos (milkfish), 1978 nucleotides. RefSeq names its product methylcrotonoyl-CoA carboxylase beta chain, mitochondrial. The transcript has 12 exons. NCBI's taxonomy places the organism in Eukaryota, Metazoa, Chordata, Actinopteri, Gonorynchiformes, Chanidae. Gene Ontology annotation, biological process: L-leucine catabolic process. Bases 108 to 1820 code for a protein of 570 amino acids. Gene Ontology annotation, molecular function: methylcrotonoyl-CoA carboxylase activity. Gene Ontology annotation, cellular component: mitochondrion; methylcrotonoyl-CoA carboxylase complex. The record is from RefSeq and is a predicted model, not a curated record.